Molecule: messenger RNA, 795 nt
Organism: Triticum turgidum subsp. durum (durum wheat)
Lineage: Eukaryota; Viridiplantae; Streptophyta; Magnoliopsida; Poales; Poaceae
Source: the annotation of a GenBank genome assembly
AUGGCUCUAGCUCGAGUUGCUGCAGGGGUGCUGCUGGCAGCGAUCGGCUGUGUGCUCUCUGUGGCCGCGGACAAUCCGAGCACGACAUCCCCGCAACCCUUCGUCUGGCAGAAGGCGCAUGCGACGUUCUACGGCGGUGCUGACGCCUCCGAUACAAUGGGUGGCGCGUGCGGGUACGGCAACCUCUUCUCUGAAGGCUGCGGGACGCGCACGGCGGCUCUGAGCACUGUGUUGUUCAAUGACGGCGCCGCGUGCGGGCAGUGCUACAAGAUCGCAUGCGACCGGAAGCGAGCGGACCCGUUGUUUUGCAAGCCCGGCGUGACGGUGACUGUCACUGCCACGAACUUUUGCCCGCCCAACGACGCCCUCCCCAAUGACAACGGAGGCUCGUGCAACCCGCUACGGCCACACUUCGACAUGGCCCAGCCGGCAUGGGAGAAGAUCGGUGUUUAUAGAGGUGGCAUCAUCCCCGUCAUGUACCAGAGAGUUCCAUGUGUUAAGCGGGGUGGCGUCAGGUUCAGAAUCAAUGGUCAUGAUUACUUCAAUCUUGUGCUUGUGAGCAACGUUGGUGCAGCAGGCUCGAUCAAGUCCAUGGACGUCAAGAGCUCUGAUUUCAACGACUGGAUGCCCAUGGCACGCAAUUGGGGCGCUAACUGGCACUCGCUGGCGAACCUCACCGGCAAGAUGCUCUCCUUUAGACUAACCAACACUGAUGGACACACGCUUGUGUUCAACAACGUUGUGCCGAAGGGAUGGAACUUUGGGCAAUCAUUUGCUAGCAAGUUGCAAUUCUAG